UCAAGAUGCUUCCAAGUAUAGGACCAUACUUUGAUUCAGCCAAGAAGACUCUGUCUGUGGUCCAUUUUUCUUUCAUUCAAAUUGACCUCAGUAGCCCAUCUUAUCUUAAAUGCUGAGGAAUUUAAUUUUUGCAUAAACAAAGGUUUGCUAUAAUUUCAAUUGUUCUUUGAUGACUGGAAGACAAAUUCAUGUGAUUUUUCAUGUGCUCGUGUUUCUGUCUGGUCAUCUGGUCUCCGUCCAAAUGCCUCUUCAUUCUGUAGAAGCAAAGGAUUGCCACAGAGCACCAUUGAUCUAUAUAUACGUGUAUCUUAAAGGGCAACAAAACACAAGUCCCUCACGACCAUCUCAAUCUUUUACAUCUUCUAAACGUUCAAGAAUUUCCUCUUAACUUCCUAUUAUCAAGAGAAGAAACCCUGCCAGGACCAUGGCCAUCCAUAUACCUUAUAUUAUUCAUUCGAAUAAUUUUCUUCGACGGACUUCAUCAAGGGGAAAUCAAUCAGUAUUGGAUAUUCCAAAAGGUCAUUUUGCAGUAUAUGUAGGGGAGGAUGAAAAGAAGAGAUUCAUCAUUCCAAUAUCAUACUUGAACCAACCUUCUUUUCAAGAUUUGUUAAGUCAAGCUGGAGAAGAAUUUGGGUUUGAUCAUCCAAUGGGUGGCCUCACAAUCCCCUGUAGCAAGAACGUAUUCAUUGAUGUUACCUCUCAACUUGGCGUAAUAUGAAAUCAGCUACAAGCUUAGUUUAGGUAGAACGCAAUUUUAUAAAAAAGAGUUGUACAUUUUAACCUAGGUAGAGUUGAGAAAAGCUUGAGGAGCAAAAUAAUAUCUUCCCAUGACAGAAGCUUUUCUGUUUAUCAUACAAAACUUGUUACGUGUUUCAUGUUAUUUCACUUUCUAAAACAGGCAAUUUUCUGAAUCAAGAAAUUUGGUACUUGGUUGGGAUUAUA
Messenger RNA from Olea europaea var. sylvestris, 942 nucleotides. RefSeq names its product auxin-induced protein 15A-like. Gene Ontology annotation, biological process: response to auxin. The record is from RefSeq and is a predicted model, not a curated record. The coding region runs from base 425 to 718 and encodes 97 amino acids. NCBI's taxonomy places the organism in Eukaryota, Viridiplantae, Streptophyta, Magnoliopsida, Lamiales, Oleaceae. The transcript has a single exon.